AUUCGGGAAAUCAUGACCAUCAUUUCUGCCGCGAAUGGUAUUUCCCCAGAGGAGAAGGCUCUAGUUUCCUGGAUAUUCUCCCAGAUUGGUCCCUCGAUGGUGCUCGGUUAGGAUCAUGUAGAUGUUUGCACCGCCAGGCGCGUGGAUCCAGUCCCACUUCCCAUGCUCCUAUCAUCGAGGCCAUGGCUGAUCGGGGGGGGUCAUGAAGUAAUUUCAGAGGGCGGAGGCAGCGAUGUUGGCUGCUCAGGGUCAGAUUUUGCGGUUUUGUUUCCCCGUUUGUUCGCUUGUCAUAUGUCGAUGUGGUUGGACGUGUGGGGGUUUAUUGUAGCCACGAGAGGUACCAGUAGAAUGGUUUUGGCUGACCAGCAUCCGGCAAUCAUCAGAGAGCAAGUUUCCACUCCAGCUGGGUGCACUAUCAAUGGCUUACUCAUCUUGGAAGACGGAAAGAUC
Messenger RNA from Tuber aestivum (summer truffle), 450 nucleotides. Lineage: Eukaryota; Fungi; Ascomycota; Pezizomycetes; Pezizales; Tuberaceae. The record is from the annotation of a GenBank genome assembly.